UUGCGGCCUGGAACCGUCCCAGCUGGGAUUUAGGGAGCGCCGGCCACGUAGUCGCCUGGUGGUGUCCGCCCUCCUGUUGGUUUGUGCCCUGACCGGGUUACCUGCAGAUUUUUGGUUCUAGUGGGGAAAGCCAACCACGCGCAUGCAGCAGAACCGGUCUCCCCCUUUUAAACGAAAUACACAACUUUGGAGCAUUUUCCGGAGAACCACAAGGAGACCGUCUGGGGCCCGGAGAGGCUGGAGCCUACCCAGUCACCCGCGUUUCGUGCGUUUGGCUCCCAAGCCAGGCUAGGUUUGGAGCCAAAAUGACAACCUCUUUUAACCUUAGAUGAGAAAGGUAUGCUCAUCUUUGGCUACAGGCCCAAGACAAUAUGAUGGAACAUUCUAUGAAUUUCGUACCUAUUAUCUUAAACCAUCAAAGAUGAAUGAGUUCCUGGAAAAUUUUAAGAAAAAUAUUCAUCUGCGGACAGCACACUCUAAAUUGAUUGGAUAUUGGAGUGUAGAAUUUGGUGGCAGAGUGAAUACAGUGUUUCAUAUUUGGAAGUAUGAUAAUUUUGCUCAUCGAACUAAAGUUCGGCAAGCCUUGGCCAAAGAUAAGGAAUGGCAAGAACAAUUCCUUAUUCCAAAUUUGGCGCUCAUUGACAAACAGGAAAGUGAGAUUGCUUAUCUGGUACCAUGGUGUAAAUUAGAAAAGCCUCCAAAAGAAGGAGUCUAUGAACUGGCUACUUUUCAUAUGAAACCUGGUGGGCCAGCUCUGUGGGGUGAUGCAUUUAAAAGGGCAGUUCAUACGCAUGUUAAUUUAGGCUACACAAAACUAAUUGGUGUUUUCCACACAGAAUAUGGAGAGCUCAACAGAGUUCAUGUUCUUUGGUGGAAUGAGAGUGCAGACAGGCGAGCAGCUGGGAGACAUCAGUCUCAUGAGGAUCCCAGAGUUGUAGCAGCUGUUCGAGAAAGUGUUAACUUCCUAGGAUUUCAGCAGAAUAUGCUUCUGAUUCCUACAUCAUUUUCACCAUUGAAAUAGUUUUCUACUGAAGUAAAAAACAUUUAACUAACUGCAAUCAGAUUUGUCUACUAAUGGUGUUUAAUUCUCCUAAGAGAUUCUAACUUUUAUUUUAAGGAGGUAGUAAGUUCAUGUACUAUGUCCUUGCAUUUUGAAAGCUACAUGCAUCCUUUGUCACCACUUCAGGAAAUAGUUCUAUUCAUUUUCCCCAUGGCAUUUCCACAUCUAUCAUACAUUCAAAAUACUUGUCCCUACUUGACUGUUCAUUUGUUUCAGAAUAUUUCUUCUCUAUUCUGACAACACUUUAUAGCAUUUUCUUAUAUCCAAAUAAUGUUAAAUUUUCAUAUUUGUGAUGGUAUUUUUAAAUUAUUAAUAUGUAUUAUCAA
Messenger RNA from Otolemur garnettii (small-eared galago), 1386 nucleotides. RefSeq names its product nipsnap homolog 3A (gene NIPSNAP3A). Bases 329 to 1021 code for a protein of 230 amino acids. The transcript is spliced from 6 exons. NCBI's taxonomy places the organism in Eukaryota, Metazoa, Chordata, Mammalia, Primates, Galagidae. The record is from RefSeq and is a predicted model, not a curated record. Gene Ontology annotation, cellular component: mitochondrion.